AUGCUACGUGUGCAACAGAACAAGCCCCAUCUGCCACGUGACUCUUCGUCGCUGCCACGUGUCGUCGCUCUUUCGCCGACCGAUCCAUUUCUAUUCCGCUUCAAGUCCAACCGAACCCAUCUCAGAUUUCUCGAACGCCAUAUCACUAACAGUAACAUCAAGACCAAUUAUUGUCCAAAGAAAUCACACACGACCAAACUAAACUCGCCAAAAAUGAUCAACCUCGUGGCUCUUAGUCUUGUAAUGGCUUCACUCGCCGGAGCAGGUGUCUUCUCUCCCGCGCCACAAAUCCGUCGGAACGGCGACUCCGAGCAGACCAUCGUGAAGGAAGGUCACAGAGUGGUCGUGGUGGAAUACGACCAAGACGGCCACCAUAACACCAAAAUCUCUAUCACCCCAGAUCAACCACACAGCGAGAGAUUCAUCAUCGAAGGCGGCGCCACUGAUCGCUCCGGCGUGUUCGGCGAAACCAAGGAGAGGAUCAAAGAAGCUGCUUCAGUUCUCCCAAACAUUGGUCAAGGCCUCUCAUCUCAAGAUCUUCCCCAUGACCAAUAUGGCUCCUUUCUUCACGCUCCUAAGGAGCUCAUUUGCGACGCUUAUGGAAAAUGCAAGCACAAGAUUGCCGACGCCAUGGGAAGAGCAAAGGAUAGUGCCAGAGAAGCCAUGGAAACAACCAAGGAGGAAGCAAGAGAUACAGCAAAUAACGUCCAAGCAAAAGCGAAAGAUACUUUAAAAGGAGCCAAGGAAGUUAGUGAAACAGUGGCAGAUUCAGUUGGAAAGGCCAAAGAAACAGUUUCACAUAGGACACAUUAUGUCCAAGAAAAAGCCAAAGAUACCUUAAAAGAAGCAAAGGACACUGGAAAUACUCUCAGGAAAGAUGUUUCGAGCAAUGUUUCAGAAGCAGUGAAGAAUGUUGGAAGCUAUAUAGGGUCAAAGGAGACGCUAGAUAAUGUUAUGAGUGCUGCAAAUUUGAUGGGUUUUGCUACUGCUUAUGGGUUAUGUGUUUGGGUUACGUUUGUUUCAAGCCACGUGCUUUCUAGGGCUAUGCCAAGGCAACAAUUUGGGGUGGUUCAGAGUAAGAUUUACCCAGUUUAUUUUAGGACUAUGGCUUAUAGUGUUGGAUUGGCUUUGUUGGGGCAUGUUUUGAGACAUCGAAAGACUGUGUUCUUCAGCAAGGCUGAAAUGUUUCAAGUCUUUAAUCUGUUGGCCUCGCUUUUAACUCUCUUUGUCAAUUCCAUGUACUUGGAGCCGCGUGCCACUAAGGUUAUGUUCGAGAGGAUGAAAAUAGAGAAAGAAGAAGGAAGGGGAAGGGGAGAUCUUACCUCUGAGCUUGGCAAAGGGAAUCAGCACACUACCGGCGCAAAUUCCACCGCGGCCACUGAAACCGCCACUGCCACCGCUAAUACGCCGGCGAAGGAAGGAGAACACGAUGUGGUCCGAUCCCGGAUUAUUAGGCUGAACGACAAGCUGAAGAGGCUUAAUUCACAUUCAUCACUGCUAAAUAUUCUGAAUUUGAUGUCUCUUACAUGGCAUCUGGUUUAUUUGGCUCAAUGCCUUCACCACAAUUGUUGA
Molecule: messenger RNA, 1572 nt
Organism: Neltuma alba
Lineage: Eukaryota; Viridiplantae; Streptophyta; Magnoliopsida; Fabales; Fabaceae
Exons: 2
Coding region: 1-1572 (523 amino acids)
Source: RefSeq, a predicted model, not a curated record